ACAUAUUUACAUGUAGUUCCUCUCUCUCUCCAAUAAUUUUUGUCUUUCACCAAAACAAUUAGCAACUCCUAAAGGAGAAAACCAGUGUCUCUUUCUUUUUUAGAGGUAGUACUCCACUAUAUAGCUCUCCUUAUUCUGCUAUACAAAUUCCCAACACUUGCCACAACUCCCCAAACACAUUUCAUAUAUAACUAAAACAACUAAAGAAAAACAAAAAACAUGGUCCUUCUUCUUCUUCUUCUUCUUCCAACAACAAAUCAUCUUCUUUCUGUCUCUUUCUUUGAUACUAAGUGACCCCUCUUCAAUAAAAGGCUCAUCUUUAUUUUCUUGUUUUAAUGGACUUUGGGGGUUUGGAUAGUGGUGGGGGUGGGGUGAUUUGUUCAGACAAUACUACUAUGUUUGUUGCCUCAGCUGAGACAAAGCAAAAAUGGUAUGGAUCUGGUGGAUUUAAUAAACAUGAAAGGUCCUCUGUUACUGAAGAUGAGUGGAAUAAGGAGAGUAAAUUAGCCAAGACAAGUGAUGAUUUUUCAUCUACUAAAGCUACCAUGAUGUUUCACCAGCUUCCAAUUUCUCAUGACAAUCAGCAAAUGCUUAGCUUUUCUGCACCCAACUCUCAAAAUCAUGUCACAAUGCCUUAUUAUAAUCAACACCCUUCAACUGCUUUUGCUAGAAACACUUCAGGUUAUGGUAGUGGAGCUUUGAAUGCUGGAAAUAUGCAUGGGUUAAUAGCAGGAAUUAAAGGGCCAUUCACUCCAUCACAGUGGAUGGAGCUGGAACAUCAGGCCUUGAUCUACAAGUACAUCACUGCAAAUAUUCCAAUACCCCCUUAUCUCCUCAAUCCUAUAAGAAAAGCUCUUGAAUCUGCUGGUUUCUCAACUUUUGCAGGCCUUAGACCCAAUGCUUUGAAAAUCCUAGAACAGUGGAUGAUCUGUGUCCUGGUUCUAUUGGCAGUGGGAUGGGGUGCUUUCCAUCUAGGAUUCUCCAAUAGUAAUGAUCCAGAGCCAGGGAGGUGUAGGAGAACAGAUGGUAAAAAAUGGAGGUGCUCAAGAGAUGCAGUUGCUGAUCAAAAGUAUUGCGAGCGACACAUGAACAGGGGCCGCCAUCGUUCAAGAAAGCCUGUGGAAGGACAAACUGGCAAUUCUGCCUCCGGAAACAACACCGGUGUUACUACUACUUCCGCCAAGCUGACCAACAUGCCAUCUGCAGCAUCUGCAGCUUUGGCUUCCGGAGGGGGCGCUGCAGCAUCCAACAGUCUCAAUCUCUCUCAUCACAAUCAACUCUCCAACUUGCAGCCUGCUGGAACUAAUCUGUCCACAACAUCCCCUUAUCUUGAGAGGAGUUAUACAGCCAAGGAAAAUUUUGGUGAAAGGUAUUCGGAUACAAAAGGCUCUUCAGUUGUUUCAGCAAGUGUAAAAGAGCCUCAAUAUUCAAUCCAGAAGGCGCAGAAUCUGUAUGGAUUAACCUCCAGGGCCGAAUUCGGAUUAGUUUGUGCAGACUCUUUGAUCAAUCCCUUGAAUAAAAAUUCUUCGCUAGUUAACUGCCGUGGCUAUGUCAAUUCAGAUGUCAGUGAUCAAGAAAGUAAAUCACAGCAUCAUCCUCUUCGACAAUUCAUGGACGAGUGGCCUAAAAACCAAUCUGAUCAAUCAAAUGUUUCAUGGCCAGACAUUGAUUUGCAGUCAGAUCCAACUCAGCUCUCCAUUUCCAUCCCAUUAGUCACAUCAGACUUCAUGUCUUCGACUUCCUCUCCCGCGAAUGACAAGCUCACGGCCUCACCACGUAGGUCUCGGGAGCAUGAAGCAACUCAAAUGGGACUAGGCAUUGGUACCAUCAUCAGUGAACAUAACCAAAGACAAGGAAGUUGGAUUCCUAUAUCAUGGGAAUCUUCCUUGGGUGGACCUCUUGGUGAGGUCUUGCAUAGCACUAAUAGCAGCUCAGGCGAUUGCAAGAACAAGUCAGCUCUUAAUCUCCUGACUGAAGGAUGGGAUAGAAGCCCUCGGAUGGGAUCAUCACCAACCGGAGUCUUGCAAAAGUCCUCCUUCGGUUCCCUCUCCAACAGCAGUGCAGGGAGCAGUCCUAGAGCAGAACACAGUAAGACAACGAACGAAGGCUCCAGUCUUUGUAAUGGCCUUCUUGGAACAACUCUUAUGAAUCCAACCCUACCUGCCAUGUAAUAUGUAAAACUAGGAACAUGCUAUUUUGCAACUCUUGAAGUGAGCUCUUUCCCUUUUUCCCCUUAAUGCUCACACCCUUUGCCAAAUCAAAUAUGUACUCAAGAUAUUAAAUGACUUAAGUAUUCCUGUUAAGAUUUGUUCAUUUGUUUACUUGUGUAACAUUUUCAACCUUGUCUAAAUAAUUCUCUUAA
Molecule: messenger RNA, 2362 nt
Organism: Solanum lycopersicum (tomato)
Lineage: Eukaryota; Viridiplantae; Streptophyta; Magnoliopsida; Solanales; Solanaceae
Product: growth-regulating factor 1-like
Biological process (GO): developmental process; DNA-templated transcription; regulation of DNA-templated transcription
Cellular component (GO): nucleus
Molecular function (GO): ATP binding
Source: RefSeq, a predicted model, not a curated record